GUGGGAGUAAUAAACAAUUCAUUUUCAUGAAGGUUCCUUUCCAACUAGACAUACACAACACAUAGUUGAGGAAAGAAUUGAGGUUUAUGGCGCAGAGAUCAGUCGUUUCGUGUAGUAAACUGUGUCGUUUAAUGAAAAGCAGCGGUCGGUCUAGCCUUCGUUAUUUCAGCGAAAGCAAAGGGCGUGUGUUAAGUGAAGAAGAAAGAGCUGUAGAGACCGUUUAUAUUCAGAAAAUGGAGAGGGAAAAGCUGGAGAAGCUGAGGAAGAAGAAAUGGGAGCAAGAGAGAGCUGACAAGAACAAGUCUGAAAGGAAGGCCGAGGAAGGUCCUCACAAGAUGUGAAGCCGGUUGGAUGGCUCGUGAGCUUGUGCGUUUUUGAGCUUGUUGAGAGAAUAAAUGUAACUUGCUGUAUGUGUGCAUCUUUCUGUCUUAGGGUGGUUGAAGUUUGUGUGUAGUUAAGGUAGCCUGUGAAAAUCUCGAGCUCGCUGCUCUUGUAUGCUACUUUCGUCUACGUGCUUGUGAAUCCACGACCGUGUUUCUUUAAGCUUUGUUUUUCAUGAUUGUUUUCCUUCUUAACAUGAUCCAUUGUGCUCGUUCUCGAGCUGGUUGCACUUGUAUGCUACGGAGUUUGUUUAGUCUACGUGCUUGUGAAUCCACGUUUGUGUUUCUUUAA
Molecule: messenger RNA, 672 nt
Organism: Salvia splendens (bonfire salvia)
Lineage: Eukaryota; Viridiplantae; Streptophyta; Magnoliopsida; Lamiales; Lamiaceae
Exons: 3
Coding region: 87-341 (84 amino acids)
Biological process (GO): negative regulation of ATP-dependent activity
Cellular component (GO): mitochondrion; respiratory chain complex I
Molecular function (GO): ATPase inhibitor activity
Source: RefSeq, a predicted model, not a curated record